Messenger RNA from Penicillium roqueforti, 303 nucleotides. RefSeq lists its product as uncharacterized. NCBI's taxonomy places the organism in Eukaryota, Fungi, Ascomycota, Eurotiomycetes, Eurotiales, Aspergillaceae. Bases 1 to 303 code for a protein of 100 amino acids. The transcript has 5 exons. The record is from RefSeq and is a predicted model, not a curated record.
AUGCUGACGUUCAAAACUGGCCUCGCCAGUAAAUUUAUAAAUAUAGUUCUACUUAAAUUCCUCAGCAAGUACAGUCACCGUGGCGAGGUCAUUAUCUUGACUACAUCACUCGCGAGACCCCGUUUUCCGUUCUUUCCUGUUGCGAAGGAUAUAUUGUGUGAUCUCGCUGUGGGUUUACCUCUCUCAAUCUCCGUCUGUUCUGCGGAACACCCUUCUGCUGUAUGGGCGAGACAAACUGAGCUGCCUUUACUGACAAAACCUGUAACGAUUUUGAUUGAGUUUCCAGGUUUGGGUGGGCGUUGA